Carassius auratus (goldfish) is the source of this 2602-nucleotide messenger RNA. Its product is annotated as gastrula zinc finger protein XlCGF57.1-like. Gene Ontology annotation, molecular function: DNA-binding transcription factor activity, RNA polymerase II-specific. Lineage: Eukaryota; Metazoa; Chordata; Actinopteri; Cypriniformes; Cyprinidae. Gene Ontology annotation, cellular component: nucleus. The record is from RefSeq and is a predicted model, not a curated record. Gene Ontology annotation, biological process: regulation of transcription by RNA polymerase II. The transcript is spliced from 2 exons. Bases 60 to 1547 code for a protein of 495 amino acids.
GGAUAAAACACGAGGAACCAGAAACCUGGAGAAUAAAACACGAGGAACAAGGAGGCCUGAUGAAAAUGAAAGAAGAAAGACAAGAUCUCAAUGAGGUGGAGGAGAAAUAUCAGGAUCAGAAAGAUUGUGAUGUCAAUGGAGAAAAAUCUUGCAGCAUUAAAAAACCAGAAGUCAAAAGGCCUUUUAGUUGCUCUCAGUGCAGAAAAACUUUCACAUGUAACAGAAAUCUUAAGGAUCACAUGUUAAUUCAUGCUGGAAUAAAGUCUUUCAGCUGCACUCGGUGUGGAAACACAUUCAGACAUAAAGCAACCCUUAAGAACCAUAUGUUAAUUCAUGCUGGAGUAAAGCCUUUCAGCUGCUCUCAGUGUGGAAAGAGUUUUACAAAGAAAGGACAACUUGAUUAUCAUUUGGUAACUCACACUCUAGAAAAGCCUUUCGUCUGCUCUCAAUGCGGAAAGACUUUUACAUGUAAGAGAAAUCUUAAGGAUCACAUGUUAAUUCAUGCUGGAAUAAAGUCUUUCAGCUGCACUCGGUGUGGAACCGCUUUCAGACAUAAAGCAAGCCUUGAGAACCACAUGUUAAUUCAUACUGGGAUCAAGCCUUUCAGCUGCUCUCAGUGUGGAAACACUUUCAGACGUAAAUCAAGCCUUGAGAACCACAUGUUGAUUCAUGCUGGAGUAAAGCCUUUCACCUGCACUCAGUGUGGUAAGAGUUUUACAGUGAAAGAACAACUUAAUUAUCAUUUGGGAACUCACACUCUAGAAAAGCCUUUCGUCUGCUCUCAGUGUGGAAAGAGUUUUACACACAAAGCAAGCCUUAAGAAUCACAUGUUAAUUCAUGCUGGAAUAAAGCCUUUCACCUGCACCCAGUGUGGUAAGAGUUUUACAAAGAAAGGACAACUUGAUUAUCAUUUGAUAACUCAUACUCUAGAAAAGCCUUUCGUCUGCUCUCAGUGUGGAAACACUUUCAGAUAUAAAGCAAGCCUUAAGAGGCACAUGUUAAUUCAUGCUGGAAUAAAGCCUUUCACCUGCACUCAGUGUGGAAAGAGUUUUACACAGAAAGGACACCUUGAUUAUCAUUUGGUAACUCACACUCUAGAAAAGCCUUUCGCCUGCUCUCAGUGCGGAAAGACUUUUACAUGUAAGAGAAAUCUUAAGAAUCACAUGUUAAUUCAUGCUGGAAUAAAGCCUUUCGCCUGCACUCAGUGUGGAAAGAGUUUUACACAGAAAGGACACCUUGAUUAUCAUUUGGUAUCUCACACUCUAGAAAAGCCUUUCAGCUGCUCUCAGUGCGCAAAGACUUUUACAUGUAAGAGAAAUCUUAAGGAUCACAUGUUAAUUCAUGCUGGAAUAAAGUCUUUCAGCUGCUCUCAGUGUGGAAAUACUUUCAGACAUAAAGCAAGUCUUAAGAGGCACAUGUUAAUUCAUACAGGGAUAAAGUCAGCUGCUCUCAGUUUGGAAAGACUGACACAGAAAGGACACUGCAAGGUUCCUUUGGUUACUAACUCUUCAUUAAAGCCUUGCACAGUUUUUCUGAAUGGCUGUUGAGUGUGGAAUCAUAGUCGUCUUCAUCCUCACAGCCGAUGAAAUCUGAUUGGACCCGGACAGAAAUCAUGUUCUUGGAUGAGCUAAUGAUUUAUUAACAUAAUAGAAUGAAGCAGGGUGAAGCUGAAAGCUGUCGAAGCGAAAUGAUGCCGCUGAACGAACUUGAUACAAGUACAGCUCGAAAGAAGCGGAGCUUUAUUAUGUCACAGUCGACCACGUCAGCUACUUGCAGUCAUCCGAAUGUGGAAUAAAGCAGUGCUGUUUUAUCAUACUAGAUACAUUUGAAAGUUCUGUUGUAAUGCUACUCUAGUCUAUUAAAACAUGCAACAUAUUAAAAUGUCAUAUGUUUUAUACAAAACGAAACCAAAAAUUAAGGGGUUAUGACGUCAUUGGCAGGUGACACGUUGACAUAAUAGACACGGUCCGAGUUACAAGUUAAAACUGUUUAUUUCUCUGGAUGUAAAAAUUCUCAGAAACAUUAAACACUAUUCUAGUGGUUUUUUGAUAUAUAUAUAUAUAUUUUUUAAAUUGACCACACAUUGAUGUGCAUGUUCUACUGAUCCUAUAUUGAGUUACUGUUAUAUUUUUCUCUGUUGUGCUGGUUAAAUUCUCUAAAUGUGAAAAAACAAGAAUUGUCUUUAGAGGAUUGUAAACCAGGGAAGUGAAAUAAUGGGGAGGAAGCAGGUAAUUAUAUCAUAGACAAGUUUUGGGGAAAGCCCAGAGCAUAUUGUUAGUUUCAUCAUCUCCCUUCUGGCAUUCGUUAUAGAAACCCUAUUAGAAAGACAAAUCAGUUAGACAUUAAUUUAUCCUCUUAGCUGUUAAAAUUUAAGGUAAGAUCUUAUUAGGAAUUAAAUGUUGUUUUAUUUUUAUGUAUGGUGUUUUUAUUGUUUAUUUGAAACAUUGGAUUGCUGCAACCAAAUUGCCUUUGGGAAAUCAAUAAAGAUGAACUGGACUGAACUUGCUAAGUAUCUUUUGCAUGUAAAUUAUACUUUAAGACAAAUGUAAAGAAGGUUAUCGUAUGCCCAUUUUCCACAAGUUGAUGUGACUCUUUAGGGUCU